AUGAGUUAUCCUCCUCCAGACGGCCAUUAUCCAGCAGGUUCACACACUCCUCAAGGAUAUCCAACUGUUGCACCAACAGUUGCUCCUGGUGCUACUUAUGCUCCUACACAUAUACCAGCUCCUGCUGCCUAUGCUCCAGCUCCUGCUGCCUAUGCUCCAACUCCUGCAUCACCAGCUUACGCUCCAGCCCCAGCGAUGUAUGCUCCAGCACCGACUGCUUACGCUCAUCCUUCUGGAGUUCCUGGAGCGACCUACACUCCAGUAGCUCCCACUGGAGUUCCUGGUGCAAUCUAUACGCCUGCUGGGCCAGGGAUGAUCCCUACGCCCUCUCCUGCUUAUCCAGCAACUUCAGUGCCAGGCAUGACUCCUACACCAGCAUAUCCUGCAUCGAUCCCGACUGCACAUGCUGCUUCAGCAGGAUGCCACAAAUGUGGAGGAACUGGAUAUAACCACAAGAAAGGUAAACCCUGUAAGUGCCAAAAGAAAAAUAAGAUGGGAAAGAAACAGAAACAUAAACACCCCGGAGGCCACCAUGCUAUGGGAGGACAUCAUGGAAUGGGUGGACAUUAUGCAAUGGGAGGACAUUAUAAGAAACCUAAGAAAAUGAAAAAGAUGAAGAAGAUGAAGAAGAUGAAAUAUGGUAGGAGUUCAUCUUCCUCAUCUUCAUCAAGCAGCUCUAGUAGUUCUAGUAGUUCAAGCAGUGAUUAA
Moneuplotes crassus is the source of this 708-nucleotide messenger RNA. Lineage: Eukaryota; Ciliophora; Spirotrichea; Euplotida; Euplotidae. The record is from the annotation of a GenBank genome assembly.